AUGGUCGGAAUCGGUCCCAAGCGUCCCCCAUCCCGCAAGGGAUCGAUGGCCGACGUGCCACAGAACCUCCUGCAGCAAAUCAAGGAGUUCGAAGAUAUGUUCACCGUGGACCGGACCAAGCUCAAGCAGGUGGUUGACCACUUCGUCAAGGAGCUUGAACAGGGCCUCACUGUGGAGGGUGGUAACAUCCCGAUGAACGUCACGUGGGUUAUGGGAUUCCCCGAUGGAGAUGAACAAGGAACUUUCCUGGCCCUGGAUAUGGGAGGCACCAACCUGCGUGUCUGUGAGAUUACUCUGACCGAAGAGAAGGGUGCUUUCGAUAUCUGCCAAUCCAAGUACCGUAUGCCGGAGGAAUUGAAGACCGGCACUGCUGAGGAGCUGUGGGAGUACAUAGCCGACUGUCUUCAACAGUUCAUUGAUUUCCAUCAUGAAGACGAGGAGCUGUCACAGUUGCCCUUGGGAUUCACCUUCUCCUACCCUGCUACACAGGAUUACAUCGAUCAUGGUGUUCUCCAGCGCUGGACCAAGGGGUUUGACAUCGAUGGCGUUGAAGGUCAAGAUGUUGUUCCCCCGCUGGAGGCGAUCCUGCAAAAAAAGGGGCUGCCCAUCAAAGUCGCUGCCUUGAUCAACGAUACUACCGGAACCCUCAUUGCCUCGGCCUACACUGAUCCCGAGAUGAAGAUUGGUUGCAUCUUCGGCACAGGUGUGAAUGCGGCUUACAUGGAUAAUGUCGGCUCGGUGCCCAAGCUGGCCCACAUGAACCUUCCCCCGGAUAUGCCUGUGGCGAUCAACUGCGAGUACGGUGCUUUCGACAAUGAGCAUAUUGUUCUCCCCCUUACCAAGUAUGAUCACAUCAUCGAUCGUGAUUCGCCUCGUCCGGGCCAACAGGCCUUCGAGAAGAUGACGGCCGGUCUCUACUUGGGAGAGAUCUUCCGUCUGGCCCUCAUUGACCUCCUGGACAGCAGGCCAGGGCUCAUCUUCGAGGGUCAGGAUACCUCUAAGCUGCGGAAGCCGUAUCUGCUCGACGCCUCCUUCCUGGCUGCCAUCGAGGAGGAUCCUUAUGAGAACUUGGAGGAAACGCAGGAACUGUUCCAGCGUGAGUUGAACAUCAAGCCUACUCAGGCAGAGCUUGAGAUGAUCCGCCGUCUGGCCGAGUUGAUCGGUACUCGUGCUGCUCGUCUCUCAGCCUGUGGUGUCGCUGCUAUCUGCAAGAAGAAGAACAUUGAGCGCUGCCACGUCGGCGCCGACGGUUCGGUAUUCACGAAAUACCCCAAUUUCAAGGCCCGUGGUGCCCAGGCACUUCGCGAGAUCUUGGAUUGGGCCCCGAACGAGAAUGAUAAGGUCUCCAUUCUGGCGGCCGAAGAUGGUUCCGGUGUCGGUGCCGCCCUCAUUGCUGCCCUGACCCUGAAGCGUGUCAAGGCCGGUAACCUGGCUGGUAUCCGCAACAAGGAUGAGAUGCAGAAAAUGCUGUAG
Molecule: messenger RNA, 1473 nt
Organism: Aspergillus clavatus NRRL 1
Lineage: Eukaryota; Fungi; Ascomycota; Eurotiomycetes; Eurotiales; Aspergillaceae
Product: putative hexokinase Kxk
Exons: 5
Coding region: 1-1473 (490 amino acids)
Biological process (GO): glycolytic process; intracellular glucose homeostasis; glucose 6-phosphate metabolic process
Cellular component (GO): mitochondrion; cytosol
Molecular function (GO): ATP binding; mannokinase activity; D-glucose binding
Source: RefSeq, a predicted model, not a curated record